Messenger RNA from Daucus carota subsp. sativus, 1251 nucleotides. RefSeq names its product WAT1-related protein At1g68170. Lineage: Eukaryota; Viridiplantae; Streptophyta; Magnoliopsida; Apiales; Apiaceae. Gene Ontology annotation, cellular component: plasma membrane. The transcript is spliced from 7 exons. Bases 45 to 1073 code for a protein of 342 amino acids. The record is from RefSeq and is a predicted model, not a curated record. Gene Ontology annotation, molecular function: transmembrane transporter activity.
ACUGAAAGUUGUUUCUGUUACAUGUAUAUUGAAAUAAGACAGUGAUGGGAAAAGUAAUGAACAUAGUGAACAGCUUGAAGCCCGCCUUGUUCAUGAUCAUGGUACAGACCACUUUCGCGGUAGUCAAUGUGUUCUAUAAGUUGGCUGCCGAUGAUGGAAUGAACCUGAGCGUUUUGAUUGCUUAUCGUUUCAUUUUUGCCGCUGCUUUCAUGCUUCCCCUGGCCUUCUUCGUCGAAAGGAAUAAAAGGACGAAACUGACAGGGACAAUAAUUUCUCAAGCAUUUCUUUGUGGAUUGUUGGGAGGAUCGCUAGCGCAGAAUAUGUAUUUGCAGGGCUUGGCCUUGACCUCAGCCACGUUUGCAACCGCCACAAUGAAUCUCAUUCCUGCCAUGACUUUCGUCUUGGCAAUCAGCUUCAGGUUGGAGAAGUUGGAUUGGGGAAAAGCAGCAGGCAAAGCAAAAGUUAUAGGAACAUUUCUAGGUGUGACUGGAGCCAUGCUGCUCACAUUCUACAAAGGCCCAAAUAUUACUAUUUGGAAACCUGAUAUUGACCUUUUACAAAAUAGUCGACGCCAUCAGGGCGGAGACGUGGCAGCACCCCACCUCGUUCAAAUAUUUGGUGCUUUCUUGGCUAUAUCCGGGAGUCUCUGUAACGCAGCCUGGUUGAUUCUUCAGGCAAAGAUGCAAGAACAGUACCCUUGUCCGUACUCCAUGACCGCCUUAAUGAAUAUAAUGGCUGCGGUUCAAGCCACAGUAUACGCCCUCGUUAUGGAAAGAGACUGGACUCAGUGGCACUUGGGAUGGAAUAUCAGGCUCCUCACGACGAUUUACUCGGGAAUAAUAGCGUCAGGAUUGAUAUUUACGGUACUGGCAUGGUGUGUGAAAAAGAGAGGUCCUAUAUUUGUAUCAGCUUUCAGCCCUUUUAUGCUUCUGGUAGUUGUCAUUGCUGGUUUUCUGGUAUUGGAUGAGAACUUACGUCUCGGGAGCUUGCUUGGAGCAGUGACGAUAGUUUGUGGCUUAUAUGUUGUGCUCUGGGGAAAGGAGAAGCAAAUGAAAGAGAAAAUUAUACCAUAAGUGAGAAAUUUGCUGAAUGUAAUUUCAUGUACAAUGCAACUUUUCAUGAAAGCAUCUAUAUUUCAGUUAACUGUUACAUCAUACAAAACGGAGCGGCUAUAAAAGUGUGUUCGAUCAGGACUUGAGCAACUAUUCUUGAAGCUUUUUCUUAUUUAUACAAUAAUAUAAAAUACUUUAA